CCGGGUCAUUCUGUGAUUCUGUGAUUCUGUGACUUAAGGUGAUAGACUUGUGAGCAAACAUGAGAAAUUCACACGCAUCUCAUUAAUAAGAGUCAGAUUUUUUAUCCCGAGAGAAUGCCCACAAGUAUUAUGAUAAAAGCAGCCUCUUUCUUGGUCCCUGUAUCCACGUGCCUCAGCGCACUCAGUAAAUCUGCGGUGAUUGAAUGUAACCUUUAUUGCAUGUAGCCCAAGAGUUAGCUCAUGCCAUUUCGCAGCCGCCGCGGCCUGAAUGGCGAUGACACAUGCGUUACAAGGCAGGCAUGUUUUAGCAGGGCACAGCUGCAGGCUGAAGUUCUAAUAAAAAGCUGAUUCAGGGCUCACGCGGCGGCGUUUGGGGUUUUCUCGCCGGGAUUUUGGUGUUUUUUCACCGUUGUUAAGCGUUCGGCCAGGAAUAGAAACUGCCUCUUUAAGAAGCCUCCGCGUAGGUAGCAGGAGCAGCCUGCAGAAUGCAGGGGAAGCUUAGCUUUGCUGCGAAGCCCGAGUGUAACCUAACUAGCUGGGGGAUAUGCAACUGCUGAUUGACAGCAGGACCAGCAUUAUGCAAAUACUGCCAGAGCUGGGGGCUCUGUUAGGGAGCUCUCUACACACGCUGCGCUACGUGCUGCGCUCGCUUCUCCUCCUGCCCGGUUUAACAGUCAAUAAACGGCACCAAACAAUUUGUUGCUUUUCGGGGACGUGGUGGCGUGUAAAAAUCUCGAGUGCGGUUUCAGUUUUGAGAUACGUGUGAGAGAGCCGGAGCUAUGUGUCAGAGCUUGUUACUCAAGCUAAAUUAGGUAAUUUUUAGCUGGGUAAUGUGCUAAUCUUUAAACCUUUAUGUUUUUAAAUCCUGCGUGCGUCUGGUCUCUUCAUACAAAAGUGUAUUUUGCUUGUUUCUUCUCGUCUUCUUCAGUCUGAAGCCUUAUGUAGGUCAGGCUUGGCUUAAGCAGAUUUCCUGAACCUGCGUCAGCUUAAGCUGAAGGAAUUUUAAUAAACCCUCCCUUGUAGGCGUGGGCCUAAAUGAGACUAGCCUAGUUAAGCCUGAUCUUUUUCUGUUUGUGAAAAAGAGCUGAGCAGAGCUAGGGACUGCAUGGUGGCUUCGGGAGCUGCUUCCUUAAUUCAGAGCUAACAAUGGUCGGGAAGGCCAGAUCUUCUAAUUUCACCUUAUCUGAAAAGCUCGAUUUGCUAAAACUCGUGAAGCCUUACGUUAAAAUUCUCGAAGAACACACCAAUAAGCAUUCCGUAAUAGUGGAAAAAAACAAGUGCUGGGAUAUCAUAGCCGAUAACUACAAUGCCAUCGGAGUAGAUCGCCCGCCUCGCACCGCACAGGGCCUGCGCACGCUGUACAAGAGGCUCAAAGAAUAUGCCAAGCAGGAGCUAUUGCAGCAAAAGGAGACUCAUUCAGACUGUAAAAGCAGCAUUUCCGAGCCAACCAAGAAAGUUGUGGAGAUGAUUCCACAGAUUUCCAAGAUGUGUAUAAGAGACAGGAGCGGUGUACAAAGCACUAGUAUCGAUAAAGAAACAAUUGCUGGUACCAGUUCACCACAGGCAAUGUUGGAUCACCAUCCUGCUACAGUCAUGAUGGAGUUGCAGUCGGAAGAGGAUGUCAAACCUCCUCCUUCUUUGAUAAUAGACUCACAGCCCAGUGAGAAUGUAGAACAAGAGGAAGAUCACCAGUUGGUGCACAUUAUGGAAAGGUCUCCUUCGACGUCAGUAUCUUCAGUUGACAUGAGAGUUAUGAUGUCUCCCUCUCCUGUGCCAAGAAGAGAUGAGUUCUUUAGGCUUGAGGUUGGAGAACGCUUUAGACCGAUGUGUGGGUAUGACCCACAGAUGUUGCAAAUGCUGAAAGAAGAGCAUCAAAUAAUAUUAGAAAAUCAAAGAAAAAUUGGGCUUUACGUCCAAGAAAAAAGAGAUGGUUUGAAAAGAAAGCAGCAGCUGGAAGAAGAACUGUUGCGAACAAAAAUCAAAGUAGAGAAGCUAAAGGCAAUACGACUACGCCGUGAUCUGCCAGAAUACAGCAGUAUCUAAAUAUUUUAUUACUUCUGUCACAUCCCCUGAAAUACUUAAUAAUAAAUGCUUUUGCCCUAGUGAAACUGUUCCUUAUGUUAAUAUGGCCUUGAAAGAUGAAAGCCUGUUUUCCAUGUUGUUGUUUAUGUACCUUAAUAAAAACACCUUGUAGGGGUUUGAGUGCACCAGCUCUUCUGGGUUGAAGUAUAAUGAAAUCGUAUAGACUUCAGGACGAUGAAAAUCCCAACUUGUUAAAUAUUUCAACUUAUCUGUAAUAGAGUUGCAAAAAGCAAUUCAGCUCAGUUCUAUUUCAACAUUUGACCAUACCCGUUAUUUGUUCAAACAAUUAGCAAUCCUUUAUUACCUUCACUUACUGCUUAGUAAAGACGUAAAAAGGAGGAGUAAGAAGCUAAGUUUGAAUGUGCUCUUCUUUUCAUGUUGGUAAAUCUUGUGACAGUGGUGAAAUUUUGCUGAUGCAUCAGCUUGGAAAACAGAAUUACUGGAUUGUUCUAUUUUUUUAAUGUUCAGUAGACAGUUGAAUAAAUGUACAUCUUUUAAGAAGUUAAUACUUUUGAAUAUGGUUUUCAGUGGAUGAGUGUUUCCAUAGGACAUGAUGAAAAUAGAGACAACGAGUGCAACAGUUCAUUUUUAAAACUGCAUGCAUGCAUCAUUUGUGUGUACAGUUACCAUGAUUGUAUAUUCACUUUGAGUAAUUAUACUGGUCCUCAACCGGAAAAUAAGUCUAAUAUGCUGACUUGCAUGCAUCAUUACUACAGUGCACAUGCAACCAAGACAGUUGUAGGUGCCUUUGAUGGAUAUCAAUAUGACGAUAAGCUAUCAGAAUGAAAUAGCUUCUGUACGUAAGUUAUGUGAGUCGAAAUCUACAGGAGAUUCUUUGUUAUUCUUGGUACCUUUUAUAAAUGCCGUUGUUCUGCUCCUUUGAUUAGUUUCAAAUAAAAAGCCCAAAAUGAAAAAGAAA
Coturnix japonica (Japanese quail) is the source of this 3001-nucleotide messenger RNA. It is a transcript of the gene FSBP, whose product is annotated as fibrinogen silencer binding protein. Gene Ontology annotation, cellular component: nucleus. The record is from RefSeq and is a predicted model, not a curated record. NCBI's taxonomy places the organism in Eukaryota, Metazoa, Chordata, Aves, Galliformes, Phasianidae.